AUGUCAUCCAUCCCGACAUCCACAUCCGUCAGCGAAUCCGCUGUGAUCUCCGCCCCCCUCUCUGCCGUCUGGCAUCUCAUCAAACUGCCCUCGUUCCCUGAAUUCUGGACUCGGCUCGAUAAAUCCGACCAUGUCAAGGGCACGUCCGAGGAGACGGAUAUAUACCGGUGGACGUUCAAGGACGGAACCGUCCUGGACAUCAAGCAAGAGGCUCAUUCAAGCAUCGACCACUACAUCACCUACAGCGCCAUCGCCGCAAACCCGGCGCUGACGUACUCCUCUGUCGUGUCUACCAUCCGGUGCUGGCCUGUGACAUCGGGCGCGCACGCGGGCUCGACGUUUGUUCAGUGGACGGCCAACUUCAGCAGCGAUGCUGACGCAGGUGUCAUCGAGGACGCCAGGUUCAAGCGGCAGGAGGCUCUGGCAGAUCUGGCGGCCGCCGCCACGAAGCGCAAGUGA
Molecule: messenger RNA, 459 nt
Organism: Punctularia strigosozonata HHB-11173 SS5
Lineage: Eukaryota; Fungi; Basidiomycota; Agaricomycetes; Corticiales; Punctulariaceae
Product: Bet v1-like protein
Exons: 3
Coding region: 1-459 (152 amino acids)
Source: RefSeq, a predicted model, not a curated record